Scomber japonicus (chub mackerel) is the source of this 1026-nucleotide messenger RNA. It is a transcript of the gene mchr1b, whose product is annotated as melanin-concentrating hormone receptor 1b. Gene Ontology annotation, molecular function: neuropeptide binding; melanin-concentrating hormone receptor activity. The record is from RefSeq and is a predicted model, not a curated record. The transcript has a single exon. The coding region runs from base 22 to 1026 and encodes 334 amino acids. NCBI's taxonomy places the organism in Eukaryota, Metazoa, Chordata, Actinopteri, Scombriformes, Scombridae. Gene Ontology annotation, biological process: neuropeptide signaling pathway. Gene Ontology annotation, cellular component: membrane; neuron projection.
GAGCAGUACCACAAUGUGCUCAUGCCAAGCAUCUAUGGUGUCAUCUGUUUCUUUGGGAUCCUUGGAAACUGCAUUGUUAUCUACACCAUUGUGAAGAAGACCAAGUUCUGCUCCCAGCAAACAGUACCAGAUAUAUUUAUCUUCAGUUUGUCCAUUGCAGACCUCCUCUUUCUCCUUGGCAUGCCUUUCCUAAUUCACCAGCUUGUGGGCAAUGGCUCCUGGUGCUUUGGAGCCACCAUGUGCACAAUGCUGACAGCACUUGACUCCAACAGCCAGAUUGUCAGUACCUACAUCCUGACUGUGAUGACUCUGGAUCGCUACCUGGCCACUGUCCAUCCCAUCCGCUUCAAGCAUGUUCGGACCCCCUUCAUGGCAGGGGCAGCAGUAGCGCUGGUGUGGGUGUUCUCUCUGGUCUCUAUCACUCCUGUCUGGAUGUACACAGGACUCAUGCAUCUCAAGGAUGGAGCAGUUGGAUGUGCCCUUCUGCUGCCUAACCCAGCCACAGAUACAUACUGGUUCACCCUCUACCAAUUCUUCUUGGCCUUUGCUCUACCUUUGAUGGUCAUCUGCGGGGUCUUUUUCAAGAUUCUUCAAAACAUGUCAGCAACAGUGGCUCCACUGCCCCAGCGCAGCCUGAGGAUGCGCACACGGAAGGUGACCCGCAUGGCAGUGGCCAUAUGCCUGGCCUUCUUCAUUUGCUGGGCCCCUUACUACAUCUUACAGUUGGCCCACCUGGGAGUACAGCGACCUUCCUUUGCUUUCUUGUAUGCCUACAACAUUGCAAUCAGCAUGGGCUAUGCCAAUAGCUGCAUUAAUCCAUUUAUCUACAUUAUAUUAAGUGAAACAUUCAAGAGGCAGUUCAUUAUAGCCAUUCGGCCGUCCCACAAGGUCUUCAGAGUUGCCCCUGCUCUAGCUGAUGGCAGCAUGAGUCUGAGGAUGGCACCAGAAAGCUCUCAUCCAUCUCACUUGCAGUCAUCGAGGGAACUACUGCAAAACAUGCUGCCUGUCACUGUGGCUGUGCACUGA